GCAGCCGCAUCGCUGGUGGAGGAGCGCGCGGCCGCGAGCGAAGGAGGGAGGGAAGGAAGGAAGAGAGCGAGGCAGGCAGGCAGGAACGGGGGUCGGUGACUGAGGCAGUAGAGGGAGGCGAGAGCCCGGCAGCCGCUUCGCGCAGUGUUUGCUGCGCGGGCUUUUGGAGGGGGGCGGCCGUUGAGUCGGCCGAGGGGACGCGGGCACCGGCGGCGUUGGUGCUGGUGCCUGGGGGCGGGGGACUGGGGAGGCAAGAAGGGGGGUCGCUGCGGUGGUUCUCCCGCUGUCGCGCUCUCCUUGCCUUUUCUACCCGCUCGGUGGGCUCCUGCCGGCGUCUCCCUCGCCUCUGGGGCCCCGCUCCCCGCCCCCCGCGGUAUGUCUUGAUCCCGAGCAGCGUGUUUCAUGGGGCUCCUCAGGAUUAUGAUGCCGCCCAAGUUGCAGCUGCUGGCGGUGGUGGCCUUCGCGGUGGCAAUGCUCUUCUUGGAGAACCAAAUCCAGAAGCUGGAGGAGUCCCGAUCGAAGCUAGAAAGGGCUAUUGCAAGACAUGAAGUCCGAGAAAUUGAGCAGCGACAUACAAUGGAUGGCCCUCGGCAAGAUGCCACUUUAGAUGAGGAAGAGGACAUGGUGAUCAUUUACAACAGAGUCCCCAAAACUGCAAGCACCUCUUUUACCAACAUUGCCUAUGAUCUGUGUGCAAAGAAUAAAUACCAUGUUCUUCACAUCAACACUACCAAAAAUAAUCCAGUGAUGUCACUACAAGAUCAGGUGCGUUUUGUAAAGAAUAUAACUGCCUGGAAAGAGAUGAAACCAGGGUUUUAUCAUGGACACGUUUCUUAUUUGGAUUUUGCAAAAUUUGGUGUGAAAAAGAAGCCAAUUUACAUUAAUGUCAUAAGGGAUCCUAUUGAGAGACUAGUUUCUUACUAUUACUUUCUGAGAUUUGGAGAUGAUUAUAGACCAGGGUUAAGAAGACGAAAACAAGGAGACAAAAAGACCUUUGAUGAAUGUGUAGCUGAAGGCGGCUCAGACUGUGCUCCAGAGAAGCUGUGGCUUCAAAUCCCAUUCUUCUGUGGGCACAGCUCGGAAUGCUGGAAUGUGGGGAGCAGGUGGGCUGUGGAUCAAGCCAAGUAUAACCUGAUUAAUGCGUACUUUCUUGUGGGAGUGACAGAAGAGCUGGAAGAUUUUAUCAUGCUGUUGGAGGCAGCGUUGCCGCGCUUCUUCAGGGGCGCUACAGAACUCUACCGGACAGUAGGAAAGAAAUCUCAUCUUAGGAAAACCACAGAGAAGAAACUCCCCACUAAGCAAACCAUUGCAAAACUACAGCAGUCUGACAUUUGGAAAAUGGAGAAUGAGUUCUAUGAAUUUGCACUAGAGCAGUUUCAAUUCAUCAGAGCCCAUGCUGUACGAGAAAAAGAUGGAGACCUCUACAUCCUCGCACAAAACUUUUUUUAUGAAAAGAUUUACCCCAAAUCGAACUGAGUACAAGGUGUGACUAUUAGAUUUUUGAACUGAAACGUUUACCUUGUCUUCACCUGAGUUCUCACCUCCAGAACUUGGGUUGUGUUAGGUGUGAGACAGUUCAUAAUGAGCCGAGUUAGGCAACAGAUAGUAACAUCAAGGAAGUAGAUACUGGCUGGUAUAUCUGUGAGCUAAGAAGUUUAAGUUUCAGCCCUUUUUUUUGUUUGUUUUUUUUGUUUCAAUUUUCUGGUUAAAUUUUGGUGGGAGUUAUCACCUCCUGCUUGGAAAAAAUCUACACUUCACCUAAUAUAAACACAUGGCAGUUCUAAUCAGAAGGCUAAAUGCAAUUUCAGAAAAAGUUCCAAUACUCUGUUUUUGAUAGAGCAGUUUUUUUCCAGCUACCCAUGAAUGAAGAUGAAUCCAUUUGCUACUUCCACCUUCACCUGGAGGUUUGGGUUGUACGCCUCGACUGAAUAGUGUUGUUACUGGCCGUGUGUGCUUCGUUUUUGUGAAUCAUGUCUCAUGACAUUUAUUGGAAUGUUUGAUCAUGUUUGCUAAGAAAUGUCUCUACUGUAGUUGGAAUUGCCCAUAUUUAUGUAGGUCAUGUUAAUUUUUUAAAAAAUAAUUAUCAUUAGUGUUAAAAAACCCAUUUAAACUAUUAUUAAUACUGUAAAAAGAGUCAAAGCAGUAUUGCUCAUUCCUGUCUCCCCAGUAGCUAAGACUGGGGAAACACUUCAAAGAAUGUGGACAUUGCCUGAAGUUUUAGUUAAGGCUUCCACACAUUAAUAUCAAAAAAAAAGUAAGUUUAGUAUUUGUUUCUCCGUGGGUUAUUUGUAAAGACAUAGACUGAGAUAUCGGUGACUCCAUAUUAUAACUCCAUUAGUGAGCUGUGGUAUGGGUAGGAUUUUCCUACAUCUUCUGUACUUUUACUUGUAGACUAUUUUUACUAAGGUGCUUUAUAAUGUGUUUUAAAGCAUUGCAUUUACAGAAAAAGGAAAAUGCUGUAAAUAUUGCAUAUUUUAUGUAUUUGGACCAAAAGAUUAUAAGUAAUUAGACAAAAGUGGUUUUGCACCAAUUUUGUUAUGUCAAGUAAAACCAUCAGACCUACUGUUCUUGUAUUUCUCAUUUAACUUUAAGAUAUCACUGAAAUGAACUUUAAUAAUCCUUCAAUUUUGAUACACAGUACAUUAUUCAUAAUUGGGGGCAGUAGUUACAGUGGAAAGAGUAGUGGACAAGGAGUCAGAAAAUUUGAUUUCCGGUCCUGGCUCUGCCACUAAUGAGCUGUGUGACCCUGGACAAGUCACUUAACCUCUCUUUGCCUCAAUUUCCUCAUCUCAAAAUGAGGGUGAUAAUACCUGCUGUACCUACCUCACAGGGGUGUUGUGAGGAUUAAAUGAAAUGGCAUGUGAAAGCACUUUGAAAACUGUAAAGCGCUAUAUAAAUGUAAGGUAUUAUGGAAACAUCUUUAACAUAUGGUUUGAUACCAUUCAUUUUUUUUUUAAUAAAGAAAGGGAAAGUCCACUUAUAAGCUGGUUGAAAAAAGUUAAUCUUGAUAUAAAUUUGUGUUUGAUAAAUAUCUCCUCAGUGUUUAUCUUCGUUGUUUCAACUAUUGAAAUAUGAAACACCUGUGAAUUCUUAACGAUUCAUGAGCAGCUGCUUGAGUUCAGGAGGUUCCCUGUUUGAAAAAGACUUCAUUAGCUGACUCAGGGCAGGGGAAAUUUUGCUCUUUGAAUUUGGAAGGUUUUUGUUUUUAUUUUACGUUAGCAUUCAGAAAUGGUAGCUAUUUUAUACCUCUGGUUUUUAAGAUGUAUUUUGCAGAGUUUAAGUACACUGUGCAUUCUUUACCUUCUUCCCCUUGUUGGAGUAACAAGAUAAAGAUUUUAGAAACAUUUUCUAAAAGAAUAAUCUUUACUAUGUAUAGCUUAAAUAAAUAUUCCCAAACAAGGCCUCACCAAACUAUGUAAGCAUUUUAGGCAGGUUGCUUUAAAGGUUAUUUAUUGUAUGGGAGAUGAGGAGGGAGCACUGCUUGUCAGAAAACAUUUAUUAACAAAUUUAAAGAAAAGCUAAAAGAAGUUGACAGAAUUAUCUUAGCACCUUUUCCUCCUAAUAAUAGGAGAAUAUUAAGAGAACGUCGCCAGGCAUACUUUUCUUAUUUGGCCUUCUUUUUAGUGUAUUUAUUAACUUUUACAGAUAUUUGUUGGAAAUAUGCACAAAUUAUUUCCUUGCCCAAAAGUAAAGCACUGCUUCAAGGUGGGGUGUCUGACAUCUAUCUGCUAAGGGACCCCCGUGUGCAGGUUAUUCUUGGAGUACAUGCUGAAGUCUUCUUGAGGUGCAUUCACUCUUCUAGGGAACUAGGUUAGCACAGAGUGCACUAGGUCAGGGGGUCAGUAAACUUUUUCUAUAAAGGUCCAGAGAGUAAAAUAUUUUAGGCUUUGCGGGCCAUGCAGUCUCCGUCACGACUACUCAGCUCUGCCAUUUUAGCACAAAAGCAGCCAUAGACGAUACAUAAAUGAAUGAGCAUGGCUAUGUUCCAAUAAAACUUUAAUGAGAAAACGGGCGACGUGCCUGAUAUGGACCAGGGGUUAUAGUUUACCAACCCCUGUAAUAGGGAGAUCGUUAUUUAUGGAGAAACCAUUUUUGAAUCUGUACUCAAGUGGCCUAAAAGAGUUUAUAUACUUCCAAAAGCUCCUAACUUAUAUCCAAAGAAUAGCUUUUUGAAUCAGGCAGUCUCUCCCACAGAUUCAUAAACUUUUAUGACUUAGAUUGCUUCCAGGUGGCAGGUUUCCUUUCCCAGUUUAACAGUUCAGAAUAGGGACGUUUAUUCUAUCAUCUUUUAGGGUGGGUUAGAAGUAUUCUUCCUGGAGACUGAAAAAGGGUUAGAUUUAAUUCCAUCUGGUCCGAUGCAGUUCAUAGGAGUCUAACAAGUACAGAGUCCUUAUAAUACCUAACUUUAUAAUCAAAUAUUUAGAACCACUGAGACAAUAAUGUAUUUUUUUAAAGUGGCAAAUGUGGUUUUCUUUUUUCAGCCUUUGCGCUUUUUCAAUAUUUUGAUCAUAGGGAAUUUUUUUUAUAACACAAUAGCAAAUUAACCACCUGAAUUUUAAAAGAUAAUGUUAUGUGUGUAUGUGUGUGUGUAUAUAUAUAUCUAUAUCAUAUAUGUUGAUUUCCUAAAAGAGGAAAAGUAACUUUUUGUUCAACUUGUAUCAACUCCUGUUUUCUAAUUGCUGUGAAAUGGCAACUGUUGAUAAAUUAUUGUGACUGUUUUAAAAUGUAAUGGGGAGGAUAUAUUUUGAUUUUACCCAGCUUUAAUCUGUAAAGUAUCACUUAAAUAUAUCUGAUAGCAACACUUAAGGUAUUGCAUGGGAAUUACUUUUCAUUCAUCCAUACUCAUUUGUGCAACUUUGAACAUACUGGGUGCUUCUGAAUUCCUGAUGAUUGGAUUUAAAUUAUUGAAAAAUCAGAGAAAUU
Messenger RNA from Rhinolophus ferrumequinum (greater horseshoe bat), 4923 nucleotides. RefSeq names its product heparan sulfate 2-O-sulfotransferase 1 (gene HS2ST1). The record is from RefSeq and is a predicted model, not a curated record. Gene Ontology annotation, cellular component: membrane. Gene Ontology annotation, molecular function: heparan sulfate 2-sulfotransferase activity. Lineage: Eukaryota; Metazoa; Chordata; Mammalia; Chiroptera; Rhinolophidae. The coding region runs from base 403 to 1476 and encodes 357 amino acids. The transcript has 7 exons.